UUUCUGUAUGUGUUGAAGUGGUCCAGAGAAGUUUCCUUGGAUUAUUCCGAUUUAAGGCGGUCUGGUUGCGUUAAUCGGAUGGGGAAUUCAACAUCGAAGGGUGGACCUCAUAUCAUCGCCCGUUGCUCGUCACCGAUCUAUUGUGUGCAAGUUAUUGGUAGUAGGCAUAUUCUCCUCGGCGGUGGUGGAGGAGCGUCAAAAACUGGAGUACCAAACAACAUUCAGACCUUGCUACUUUCGUUCAACUCAAAGUCAUUGGCAGUUGCAGCGGAGAAUUCACCAAGGGCCACUGAACGCUUACCGUUGGUAACGGAGGUUACCAACUCAUUGGAAACCGAUCCAUAUGCAACGAUGAAUAUGGACUGUGUGUUAUUGGAAGCUUCGGGACAGGGUAAAUAUCUCUUAGCUGCUGGACAUGAUGAGUACUGUGAUUUAUACGAAUCCAAGGGAUUUUCUUUAUUAAAAGUAAGGGAGAAUGAGCAGCCGCGAUUGGCGCUGGAUUUCGAGAAAAUAUCUCGGGUAACUUCAGAUGAAAAAUCGAGUAAUGCUUACCAGAAAACCGUUCGAUUCGACCGGAGUAUUGAAGGCCGACCUCAGAAGCUAUAUACGGGUGGCGCAGAUGGGUGUAUACGCAUCUGGGAUGUGGAAACAUUAAGACAAAUUUCUACCUCGAAACAUACUCCACUGAUAAAAAUUAAAGCUCAUCAAGGGGAUGUAGAUGAUUUGGAUAUUUCGCCGAAUGGAAAGUUGUGCAUCAGUGUGGGACACGAUGCUGCUGUAUAUAUUUGGAAUACAGCAAAUGGGGAAAAAAUUUGCAGCUUACCGCUACCGAAUGAAAUUAGUGAUGGAUUUAGGGUCCGGUCAGUGCGCUUUACAGUUCUUGGUUCUAAGAACACAAUAUUUUUGGUAACUUACAAUCAAAUUCGACUUGCAAAAAAAGCUGUAUCACAUGUUGCACUAUGGGCAUUCAAUAAUGAACGAAAUGUAUGUCGACCAAUACUUGUUCGAGAAGCUUGUAAAGAGGUCAUCUAAUUUAUUUGGCCAUUAUUGAAUUCUCGUUUUGUUCUCAAUUCGCAAAAGUGCUUGUUGGUCCGUUUACAAUAUCCGCUCUAGCUGUGAGCGACUGUGGUAAUUUCUUUGCUAUUGGGACAAUGGAUGGAGGUGUGGGUAUAUAUGAUACACAUGAAUUGAAACUCCUAUACUUUGCUCAGAAAACACAUGGCAUCUUCGUUACAGCUGUCGAAUUUCUUCCUCAAAGGACAUACGAUUUUGGUCCACUCAAUGGCGAAAAUGAACGGCAGCGUUCUAUUUAUCCAGGAGUGGCAUCCGAAUAUCGAGCAGCUGUAAUUUCGCUAAGCGCGGACCAAACAGUUCAAUUUCAUGCUGUACCUUUCUUGAAACGCAUUCCAUUUACCUAUUUCUUAUGUAAACUGUCACUUUUGGCCUUCUUUUUAUAUUAUACUGUUUGGUAUCUGUGCGACCGACCAAAAAAGUUGAAUUUUCUAGACUAGAUAAAGUUGGAAGUUAGGUAAUAAAGAUUCACCGGGAUGAAAGUAUUCUAUAUGUUCUAUUGGAUGUGAAGCUCAACAGAAGAGAGAUGAGUGGAAUAGAAUAAGAGAAAAAAAAAGGGAAUUUUAGUUUAUUUAUUUUACUGUAGGAAGCGUACUGUGUCAAGCUGGGGCGAGUAAUUUAGUUUUUUGAGAUUGUCACAGAUAUAGUACAAGUGAUGCA
This is a messenger RNA of Loa loa (African eye worm), 1731 nucleotides long. RefSeq lists its product as hypothetical. Gene Ontology annotation, biological process: protein secretion. Gene Ontology annotation, cellular component: endoplasmic reticulum membrane. The transcript has 8 exons. The record is from RefSeq and is a predicted model, not a curated record. Gene Ontology annotation, molecular function: guanyl-nucleotide exchange factor activity; protein binding; GTPase activator activity. Bases 79 to 1032 code for a protein of 317 amino acids. NCBI's taxonomy places the organism in Eukaryota, Metazoa, Nematoda, Chromadorea, Rhabditida, Onchocercidae.